AUGGCAGCCGAACAACGCCGUCUCCUCGAGCAACUAAUGGGCGACCAACUACUCUCCGCCCAACCCGGCCCCAAACCCACCGCCCUCACCCUCACCGACCCAGCAGUCUGCCGCUCCUACGUCGCCGGCUCCUGCCCCCACGACCUCUUCACCAACACCAAACAAGACCUCGGCGCCUGCUCGAAAACCCACCAACCAAACCUAAAGGAAGAAUACGUCAAUCUCCCGGACGAAGAGAGGAAAGCUUUGGGCUUCGAGUGGGAUUAUCAGAGGGAUAUCGGCCGGAGGAUUGAUCAGGCGCAGAGGCGGUUGGAGAAGACGGUGGAUGAGGUACGGCAGACGGGGGACCUGAUGCGAGCGAUUCAGGAAGCGGGGGAUAGGAUCGAGGCGGGGCUUAUGGAGGUGGAGAUUCUGGCGGAGGAAGGCGGGGUGAAUCUUGCUGUGCUGGAGUUUCAGAAACUCAAGCAUGUCAAGAUCACGCAGGAGGAGAAACAGCGGGAGUUGAAGACUCUCUCUGAAACUGGCGGGCCGUCGGGGCAUCAGAAAUUGCAGGUUUGUGAUGUCUGUGGGGCUUAUCUUUCGAGAUUGGAUAAUGAUAGGAGGUUGGCGGAUCAUUUCUUCGGGAAGAUGCAUUUGGGGUAUGCGCAGAUGCGGAAGGAGAGUGAGCGGUUGGGGAGGGAGUUGAAGGGGCGGCAGGCUCCAAUUGGGGGACGGGGUAGGGAGGAGGAGAUGCUGGAUUUGUCCAGAUUUGAUGAUGGGGGGUUUGGAGGCAGGGGUGGGUAUGGAAGUGGUGGUGGUGGUGGGUUUGGGGGCGGAUUUGGGGGAGGUGGGAGAGGAAGGGGCGGCGGCGGUGGGAGGGGAAGGGGUGGGUUCCAGCAGAGGUGGUGA
This is a messenger RNA of Recurvomyces mirabilis, 888 nucleotides long. It is a transcript of the gene LUC7, whose product is annotated as splicing factor. The transcript has 2 exons. The record is from RefSeq and is a predicted model, not a curated record. The coding region runs from base 1 to 888 and encodes 295 amino acids. Gene Ontology annotation, molecular function: mRNA binding. NCBI's taxonomy places the organism in Eukaryota, Fungi, Ascomycota, Dothideomycetes, Mycosphaerellales, Teratosphaeriaceae. Gene Ontology annotation, cellular component: U1 snRNP; U2-type prespliceosome. Gene Ontology annotation, biological process: mRNA splice site recognition.